This is a messenger RNA of Drosophila rhopaloa, 1734 nucleotides long. RefSeq lists its product as uncharacterized. NCBI's taxonomy places the organism in Eukaryota, Metazoa, Arthropoda, Insecta, Diptera, Drosophilidae. The record is from RefSeq and is a predicted model, not a curated record. The transcript has 4 exons. The coding region runs from base 94 to 1620 and encodes 508 amino acids.
UUCCCCAUUGAUUUCUGUACGUUUUAAGCAAAAUAAAAAAGUUAUUUUUAGCUUUGUUUUUUUUUUUGAGUUUAAAUAUAAUUUUUGAUCAGGAUGUGGCCCAAAAGUCCACGCAUUCGUCAGGGCAACCAGGCUGGCUUGACUAAAGGUGCUCAAAAGGGAUCACCCAGAGCACUCUACUCGAAAACGCUUAUUGCCGGCCAGGCGAAACGUCGCAUCUUGGGGCAGCGAAACGUGAAGAAGGAUAAUGUCUUUGCAGACAAGGAGAACAGCCAGCAGCUGCUGAACAAAAUACCCAAGGCAGUGCUACUGACACCCUCGUCCUCGGACAACUCUUUGACCACCACUGUGUCCAGUUCGGGGCAGACCAACUACACGGUAAUGCCCAAGACCAGUCUGCUACGGGAGCCCACAUCCCUGACCCCAUACUUAACCCUCAAGCGCCAGCAGACUUCGGCCUUGAUUAAUUUUCGCGUCCGCAAGUCUUGCUCCCAAAUGGACUUCAAGGAGGCUCGUCGCACAGGGAACUAUCAGCUGGUUGCUCACGUCGCCUCGCCCACUAAAUCUGUUCAGGAGCAGCCGCAGGAAAGUGCUGCCAUGUCAGGAUUGGAGGGCAACAUGGCCAAGUUGGUGCUCCAGGACAGCGCUCUUAUUGAGGGCCAAAUGAGCUUUGUGGUUGGUCCAGAACAGGAUGCCCGAGUGGCCAGCCUGAGAAUCUUUAACACCAUUAUGCUGCACGCAUGGCGCCGGAGGCGAGAGGAGGUUCGUCAUCUCACCGACCAGGUGGAGGACUACAAGAAAAGCGUCGUCAAGAAUCGCAACCAGUUGCAUGUCUACAAUUCGCUUUUUUCCGUGGAGAAGCGUCGCAAUGAGACCUUAAACGAUCAACUAAGGCAAUCCUAUCGUGAAAAUGCCCAGACGAAGCUCUCCUACGAGGAUCUAAGUCUAAUUCUGGUGCAGAUCAGGACAGAGAAGGAGAAACUGGCGGAGGAGUUGGCCGGCAAAGACCAGGACGUCGCGAAUCUACUAGAGGUGCAGCAGUCCCUUAAGAGCGAUCUCUUUAAGGUAAAUACGCAGCAACGGGAGCAGCUCGAGCAGUUGACCCGCCUGCAACGCGAUUACCAGGAGAGCCAGUCCGCUCAGGAUGAGCUCGUUCGCCAACUGGAUCUCCUUCAGAUCGACCUGGUUCUCAAGCGGGACUUUAUCAAUCAGCUAAGGGAAAACAUGUCCAAGCUGGAGGAUCUCAAGCGGGGAUCUGAUGAGCAGUACAGCAAACUGCUGGAACAAACUUUAAAGAUGGAGCGUUCGAUUGAGGAAAAGGAGGAGCAAUUGGUCACCCUCCAAAACUGUUUGGCCGCCACCCUUGGUCAAAGGAUUCGGCAGUGCUUCGCCCAGAGUCAGGCCUACCAGCAUGCCACCUAUCGCAUGCUGCACUUUGUGGCCCACUAUAUGCUACCCGGUACUCCACCUCCAGCUCCACCUUCUCUUCCAGGUGCGGUUUACCGAUUAAAGAGUCUCUUUUCACGGGGCUCACAAAAUUGUUUAGACGAAGGUGGGGACUACGCAAAAGUUAUGGAGGAGAUCGAUAAAGAUCUGGAACAAGAAAGUUCCAGCAAAUAGGUACUUCAAUUUCAUAGUUUUUUUUAUUCGUUUAUAAUUCCAAUUGUUUCGGUUUUCACUAUGUUCUCUUAUGGUUAAUAUUGUUACUUAAAUCUUUGUUGAGGGUAUUGUCUA